CACAUAGCAAACUCCGUGAUGCGUCGUAUGUUUUGUAGGCUCUCAUAUAAAAACCAAUAAACAAACUUGCAUAGGUUCAUGUAGACUCCCUUUAGAAGAAUACAUCAAGGUCUAUCGACCCCUGGAAUAAUGCCUACUCUAAAAGAGGCACUUGGUCCCGAGGAAGAUUGGUCCGGGCUGAAGGACGCAAAAGUGAGACGAAAGUUACAAACCCGAUUAAACGUCCGCGCACAUCGGAGACGAAAGGCCUUGCUAUCAAAAGCGAAAACCCGGGCCAAUCCUAACUUGACAGACACAGCAGAGCAAUGUCAUUACCUAGAGAGUAAUGGAUGCAACACGCAACAUGAGACUAAUUCCUUGCUCGUUAAGUUCUCGAAACUACAGUUACAAAGGAGGAAUGAUGCCUCCAGAGAUCAAGCAACUAUAUUUCCACUUACACUGGACCACUUAAUACCCUUGGUACAAUAUAACUUUAUCCGUGGUGUCUUAACCAACAUGGCAAUUCUAGGCCUCCAGAAUGCCUUCCCUCCAGAAUGUUCCCGACACUGGGUCAAUAUGACACUCUUCCCAACCCCAUCCACCAUCCCCGAGUCUCUCCAGCAGACGGAGCUGCAGCGAAACACGCCUCACGAGCCAUGGAUCGACCUCAUACCGGACAAGCAAAUGCGUGAUAACGCAAUACUAGCGGCAGGAUAUUUCACGAAGAAAGAUGUUGAACCAGCUGUGACGGGUUCCAUUUUCGGAACAGCAAACAUGCUCGAGCUGAAUGGGUUGAUAGCUUGGGACGAUCCUUGGCGAGCUGAGGGGUGGGAAAUAACCGAAGGAUUCAUAAGAGACUUCCCAUUUCUUGUGAAAAAUUGUUGGGAUAUGCUCGAGUCUACUAAUCGAUGGCGGGCAUUGCGAGAUGAAGAACCUUUAGUCUUUGAAUUAUAAGGUCAUGGUACAUCUUCACUUCAAUGUAGAAUAGACUUGGCCCUCAGCCCUUAACCCAUCUCUAACUCAGUUAUAAGACGUCUAUCAGAUCAAAACGUACCUAGACAGUGUAAG
Daldinia vernicosa is the source of this 1047-nucleotide messenger RNA. RefSeq lists its product as uncharacterized. The transcript has 4 exons. The record is from RefSeq and is a predicted model, not a curated record. NCBI's taxonomy places the organism in Eukaryota, Fungi, Ascomycota, Sordariomycetes, Xylariales, Hypoxylaceae. The coding region runs from base 130 to 933 and encodes 267 amino acids.